Molecule: messenger RNA, 510 nt
Organism: Penicillium daleae
Lineage: Eukaryota; Fungi; Ascomycota; Eurotiomycetes; Eurotiales; Aspergillaceae
Product: GPI anchored serine-rich protein
Exons: 2
Coding region: 1-510 (169 amino acids)
Source: RefSeq, a predicted model, not a curated record
AUGCGUUUCGCCGCUGUUACCCUUGCCCUUUUCGCCGGCCUGGUUGCCGCUCUCCCCAACGGCGCUGAGUCCACUGUCUACCAGACCGAGGAGGUUACCAUCACCUCGUGCGCUCCCACCGUCACUAACUGCCCCGGCAACGCCAGCGGUGCUACCUCCGCUCCUGCCAUCACCACCUCCGUUCCCGCUGGUGGUGUCUCCCCCGUCGGCAGCUCCUCCGUCUCCAGCAUCCCAGUUGUUGUUCCCAGUUCGGUUUCCGCCCCCGGUGUUCCUUCCGUGACUGUUGUCCCUGUUGUCUACACCACCUGCGCUGCUGUGACCUCCUGGUCCACCGUUGCUGUUCCUCCUGCCUCCACCCCCGCUGCCUCCAGCGUUCCCUCCAGCGUUUCCCCCGUCAGCUCCGCCACCGCCGUGCCCACUUCCACCCCCGUCUUCAACGGUGCCGGUGCUCUGUCUGGCUCCCUUGGCUUCGCUGGUGUUGCCGCCGCCGCCGCCUUCUUCCUGGCAUAA